AUGGCUCCUCUCCGAAAUGCCCUUCUUGCCUUGAUGGCCACUUCAGCUACCGUUUAUGCUGAGCACCUCAAGGUCGUCUGGUCAUCCGGUGACUUCUCUACCAUCUCCGGUCCAUCUGGCGGUAACACCAACGGCCACUACAGUGGUUUUGCAAUUAUCAACGACGCCGGUGACGCUAUCUACGACCAGGGCUUCCCUGAUGACCAUUCCCCUUGCUACAACACCGGCGACGGCCGCGAAUUCACCAUCGAGGGCGACUGCUGGAGCUCUCCCCGCAAAUUCAAGUGCAAGGCUGACUUUGGGGGUCACCCGGACACCUGUGAGGUUAAGGAUGGUGAUGGAAACAGCCUUGGAAAGGGUGAUGGCCAGACCGAUACAACAUUCAUUGGUAUCUCCAUCGGCCAAGACGCCAGCUGUGUCGUUGAGUUCGAUUCCGACAGUGACGGUUGCCCCAAAGACGAUGGCAACGGCCCUCUGCACGUUACCUCCGGCUAA
Messenger RNA from Penicillium salamii, 495 nucleotides. The record is from the annotation of a GenBank genome assembly. Lineage: Eukaryota; Fungi; Ascomycota; Eurotiomycetes; Eurotiales; Aspergillaceae.